This is a messenger RNA of Zea mays, 610 nucleotides long. Its product is annotated as thioredoxin-related. The coding region runs from base 31 to 390 and encodes 119 amino acids. The transcript has a single exon. Lineage: Eukaryota; Viridiplantae; Streptophyta; Magnoliopsida; Poales; Poaceae. The record is from RefSeq and is marked provisional.
GGCGCAACACGCGCGCGGGCGGUGAACGAUAUGCAUCCGCUGGCGCUGGUGGAGGCGCUCGUCGGGGAACGGCAGCACUGGGCGCCGGCGGUGCGGCACGCGGCGGCGUGGGCGGGGGCGCUCGCGCUCGCGGUGUCCGUCGCGUCGUUCGCGCCGGAGGCGGCCUUCGUGUGGGCGCUGGCGGGAGGCGGCCCCGUGGCGGCGUGCGCGGCCGGGACGGUGCGCGUGCCGCUGGACGGCGGAGGGGACCACGUCUGCGUGCCGGCGCGGAUGGCCGGGCGGUCCGGCAUCGACCUGCUCGUGCCGCCGGCGUUCGCGGGGCUCGCGGUGGGCGCGUCCGCCUGCUUCGUCAGGGCUCUCGCCAUCGGCCGCCGCCACGACGAGUACUAGCUAGACGCGUUUCUUGCAUUGGAGCUGAGGCAUGCAUUACUGAGUUCUUCCUGUUUGCCAAGCGUACAAAAAUACACAGCGUGCUACCAUGAAACUUGUACAUAACACGCCGGUUAAUUAAUUGUAACCUUACCAUGGAAAUGUGCUUUUAUACGUAUCCCCGUAUGCAAUAUAUAUGAAUUAUCACUUAUCAAUACAAUACAAAUUCUUUGCACUGUCA